Prorocentrum cordatum is the source of this 3445-nucleotide messenger RNA. Lineage: Eukaryota; Dinophyceae; Prorocentrales; Prorocentraceae. The record is from the annotation of a GenBank genome assembly.
GCCGAGCUUCGAGCUGCCCGUGCCGCGGCUGCAGGUCGUGAUGGUGAUGGCGACGGAGGCCCAGGCGUGCCACCUCGCGCUCCAGCGGCGGACGCCCCGACUGGUGGCCAGGGACCACGGCGGAGGCGACGUCGCGCUCGGCGCCACCGAGCUUGCGGAGCGCAGGAUGAGCCCAUGGUGCUCGACAGCGCUGCUGGCUGCUGGUGUAGUUGGCGGCGGUGGUCUGGGGGUGGACGGCGGCAGCGACUUAGAGGACGACGCCUGGGCGGACACGGAACUCAUGACCGCCAGCUCCAUGGAGAGCGCCUCCGAUUUCCUCCGCCGCCGCUGCGGCGGCGACGAGGACCGCAUGCGCGAUUUCGUCGCGCUGAUGGCCUGGGGGGCCGCGACGGGGGCGGCUGGCCGCGGGAAGAGUGAUCAACUGGCGAGCUGCGAGGCCGGCCGCCGGAUGCUGAGCACGAGCGUGGCCCACUGGCAGUGGGCUGCGCUUGUGCUGCUGGCGAGCCUGUCAGAGGUUCGGCGACUGGGGCCCCGGCCCGAGAGGCCCGCGCCGCCUGCGCCGAAGGGGCCGAGUGCGCGCGAGAUGAUCGUGGUCGACACGGUCAGCGAGCUCGAGGCCUUGAGGGGCGGCGGAGCGCCGCCCCCUCCUGGCGGCGAAUGCCCCAGCCAGCCCAGGCCGCAGGAGGAUGGCUCGCGGGCCGUGCCCACGGAGUGCGUGCGCGAGUGCCCUGAGUGCGAGGCCCCGGGGAGCCAGUGGUUGGGCUGGCUGCUGGGCGGUGUGUCUGCGCUGCUGCAGUUUCGCGGCUGGUGGCAGAGGCCUGUCCGGCUGGUUGCCGUGAAGUACGAGGGGAACCUGUCGCGGUACGAGCUGCAGCGGGCCGGGUCGAGCACUGAGGAGCUGAAGGGGCUGCUUGGCUGGAACUGGCGCGAGAAGGUACCCGACGGCGACGAGUACGAGAGAGCGCUGGGCGGCAGCCAGCCAGGCCCACGUCGGCUCCCCCUGUUUGGGCGGGGCGCUUCAGGCCCCCGCCUGCUGCAGGUCAAGUUCAACAGGUGCUCCGAGUACCCCGCGGACGAGCUGCGGGCGAGGAAGGCAACUGAGCACUUCCGCGCGGUGGCGCACGCGGGCACCCCGCAGCCGCCGCCGACGGACGCAGUGGACAGCACGGGGUCGGCGGAGGCGCGGCCUUUGGGAGCGUUAAAGAACACGGACGCCGCCCUGGCGCCGUCGGAGCCCGCCAGUAGCGCCACGGGAGCGGGCGCGCGACCGUCCAGGCGGGCGGCCGCUGGGAGCUGCUGGAUCGGGCACGGCUGCGGGGGGCACGUCGCGAUGGGCAUCGAGGUUGAGCUGAUCAAGGGCGAGGGCGACGGCGUGGGCGAACCGACGAUGAUGAGAGUGUGCGACGGCGGGCUUUCCGUGAAGCGCGCCCUGGCAAUGCGCGGCGCGUUGGACAGCAGGUCCUCAGGUCUGCGGCAGCGCGGCGCCAAGAGGGCGCGGGGCAAUAACGAGCUGAACGCCGCCCCCGCCCGGAGCUCCCGAGGGGGGGCCUGCGGGGAAGACGGCGGGAACGGCGACGAGUUUGAGAAAGCGGAGGGCGGCGCGGGGCGCGGCGGCGGCCGCGGGCGGCCCCUCUGCGACCCGAUCGGCGCGGCGGCAGGCGGCGAGCUGGUUGAUAGCGCCCAGCGGGCGCUUAAUUGGACGCAUGGUUUCGAGCUCGGGCAUGAGGCCCAGCUGGAACGUGACGAUAUGCAGCAGGACGUUAAUCAGUACGCGCGCGGGCUGGCCAAGGGCGAGCAGCGCGCGUGCCGCGGUCUCGACGUCCCAUCAGCGCAAGUGGCCCUACGGGAGUUGCUGCGCGGUCGAUCCCUGUAUGGCGCGGGGGCGGCCAACGACUCACUGGCGCCCUUUCAACGAGUCCGGCUGUCGCUUCCUGAGACCGCGGAGGGCUCCCCCUACAUCGGCGACGCCGAGUCCGACCUCGCUCGCGACGGCACUCAGCGCCAUUGCGAUCCAGCUUUGGUGAGCCGCAAGACCGUGCACACUGCUUUUCUGAAGGACCUGAUGGCGCGUGGCCUUCUCGACUUCACGCUGGGGCCGCUCGAGAGGGUAGGAAGCGUCGGGCCGCUGGGCGUGGACACUUUGCCGCGGAAUCGCGGGCGGCCACUGGCGCUGGGCUGCGAGCGACAGGGGCCCCUCCGGCACUACGUCUACGUCGACGACAUGGGCGCGCUGGGAACAGACGGGACCAUGGGGCUACUGGUCCACGAGCAGGCCAUCACUUUUGGGGUCACAGAGGUGCUGGGCGCGGAGGUCAACGGGCAGUUGAUGCAGACGCGGGCGUCAGGCAAGAGGACGCCGCGGGCCCGGCAGGCGAUUGCCGGGCCCCUCCAGCGCGGGCGCUACACAGGCAGCGCGCUGGAGGUGUUGCUGGGACAGUUCACCAUCCCGGGAAUCCUGCACCUCGAGGCCCGCGCCCUCGCGAUGGACUUUCGCAGGGCCGCGGGCCUCGCGGAGCGGAAGAGGGGGCUGAGCGCGGUCCGGCAGGCGGCGGAGCAGCCGAGGACUGGGGCGACGUCCGAGGUCGCCGAGCUGGCGGUCGCAAGCAGAGAGCGAGCGCCACGCCAGCUUCGCAGGCAACGGGUGGUGAGCUACGUGUCGGAGGCCUGCGAGCUGCAGAACACAGGGAGCAGCCUGCUCGAACGGCAGGCCGUGCAGGAGACGACCCACGGGCGGUACCAGGCCGAGUCCAAGGGCCUGACCGACGCGGAGGUCGACGAAUCGUUGGUGCGUCCGACCGAGCGGGUCUUCUCCUUAGAGAAGCGGGCCCGUCGCGGGGCUGGGCCGACGGCCGCGCGGAGGCACGCGGAGCCGCGGUUCGGGCAGCUCGGCGAACGCCGCGCCCCAUGGGCCGGGAGAGCUCCCGAGGGUUGGCGGCAGCUGGCCCCCGCGAGGUCGCGUCGACCCGAGCUGCGCGGGCCCUGGGCUGGAAUGGCCGACGAGAUGGUGAGGCGCGGAGAGGCACACAUGACGUUGUCCGCGUUGCUCUCAGUGAUGGCUUGCCUGUGUCUAAUUAGCCUCCUGGCGCUGGGGCUCGAGAGCUGCCUGGCGCCGUGGACAGCCCGCAGUGCCUGGGGCCUGCUGCUGCGCCCAGCGGAGAGGGCCGUGGCCGGCAAGGUGGGCGACGUCGAGCACCCGAGGGCGGUCUGGGGGUUCAGCUACUGGGAGUGUCGCAGGGCGAUCGAGGAAUGCGACACGGCGCUGGCAGUAAGGUACGCAACACAGGCGCGGCUCUGUCACAGCGAGCUGCGGUUUGCCUCAAGCCUCUAUCAGUGCCUGCAGGAGUGCGAACGCGCUCCAGGGAGGGCGCUGGAGCUCCAAGUCACGGCUCUGCUUGCGGAGCGUCUCCCAGGCAACCUCCAGGGCUGGUCCGAGGGCGCAGGCGAG